AGCACAUAGCUAGAAAAUUACAUUAAGCUGGCCUGAGAAAUCAUGCUGUCUAACUCAUCCUACACCCUCAUAGCACUGGCUGCUUUGUUAGUGACUUGCCAUGCAUUGAGUAAAUGCCCAGAAAUUUCUGGGCUGCCUGGUAUCCCUGGAAGGAAUGGUCUGAAAGGUCUGCCUGAUUCUUUGGCCAGCAAAUUUGCUUUAGCAAAUUUGAAGCACCGACUUUUCCAACUUGAGGCUGCGCUUGCUUUGAAUGGGAAAAUAAGAAAAGUAGGAGAGAAAAUACUUGCUAGCAAUGGGAAGAAAGCUGACUUUGUAUCUGCACUACAAUCCUGUGAAGAGGUUGGAGGAACCCUUGCAGCCCCCAAGAACGAGGAGGAGAAUAAAGCUAUUAUGGACUUUGUGAAACAGUAUAACCAAUAUGCUUACCUGGGCAUUACAAAGGGGGAGGAUUCAGGUCAGGUUAAGUAUUUAAAUGGUAUGCCUGUGAGUUAUAGCAACUGGCACCAGCAUGAGCCCAAUGGCAAAGGGAAAGAGAAAUGUGUGGAGAUGUACACUGAUGGCACCUGGAAUGACAAAAAAUGCAAUAUGUACCGUCUCACAAUCUGUGAAUUUUAG
This is a messenger RNA of Camarhynchus parvulus, 615 nucleotides long. Its product is annotated as pulmonary surfactant-associated protein A-like. Lineage: Eukaryota; Metazoa; Chordata; Aves; Passeriformes; Thraupidae. The coding region runs from base 43 to 615 and encodes 190 amino acids. The transcript has 4 exons. The record is from RefSeq and is a predicted model, not a curated record.